Molecule: messenger RNA, 831 nt
Organism: Acanthosepion pharaonis
Lineage: Eukaryota; Metazoa; Mollusca; Cephalopoda; Sepiida; Sepiidae
Source: the annotation of a GenBank genome assembly
AUGGCCAUUGGGUAUUUGGCGAUAUUGAGCGGGGUUCUUGACAGUCUCUUAGUUGAGUUGCCGGAUCAGCGAGCAGAGACACUGAAAGAGGCAAUUGUGCGCUCCCGGUUGUUUCAGAUGUUUUGCAUCUAUCUAUCUAUCUAUCUAUGUUUCCUAGUGUCCCAGGUUUUGUAUCAUUCUUUCUAUCUAUCUAUCUACCUUCCAUCUAUCUAUCUCAUGUGCCGGUGUCCUAGUCAGUUUCUAUCUAUCUAUCUGUCCUAUGUGUUGAUAUUCAUUAUCUAUCUAUCUAUCUAUCAACACCUUUAUCUAUCUGUCAUGUAUCUAUCUAAAUCUAUAUAUAUAUAUAUAUUACGAACAUCUAUCUAUCUAUCUAUCUAUCUAUCUAUCUAUCUAUCUAUCUGUCCUAGUGUGUUGAUAUCUAUCUAUCUAUCUAUCUAUCUAUCUAUCUAUCUAUCUAUCUAUCUAUCUAUCUGUCCUAGUCUGUUGAUAUCUAUCUAUCUAUCUAUCUAUCUAUCUAUCUAUGUGUCCUAUCUGUUGAUAUCUAUCAUCUAUCUAUCUAUCUAUCAUCUAUCUAUCUAUCUAUCUAUCUAUCUGUCCUAUCUGUUGAUAUCUAUCUAUCUAUCUAUCUAUCUAUCUAUCUAUCUAUCUAUCUAUCUAUCUAUCUGUCCUAGUCUGUUGAUAUCUAUCUAUCUAUCCAUCUAUCUAUCUGUCCUAGUGUGUUAUCUAUCUAUCUAUCUAUCUAUCUAUCUAUCUGUCCUAGUAGUGUUGUUGAUAUCAUCUAUCUAUCUAUCUAUCUAUCUAUCUAUCUAUCUAUCUAUCUAUCUGUCCUAG